AGCUUAUUAAUUAAUUAAUUAGCUGCAGACAGGACAUACAGUACAAUACAACAUAUAUAAUCACCACCAAGAUGAAGUAGCUAGCUAGCUUCAUAUCUUCGACGAGCUGUGAUCAUCGAGAGCCCCGGCCCCAAGUGUAUCAGGAUGAACAUCAGCGGCUGUCCGGUAAACGCAGUGGAGGAUUUCAAGUUGCGCACGGAUCGGAUACGACCGCAGAUGCUGCGAGUGAACGGGCUCACGCUCAGCAACGCCGUCCUGGCCGGAAUCCUUGUCGGGAUAGGCAACUAUGGGACUCGUUAUCGGCAUCGUGCUUUUGUCCGCGCCCUAUUUCAGGGAGCCAACACCUUAUUCCUGCCAAUCCUCUCCUAUGUUGCCUCCAAUGCCUCCACCGGUUCAAAUGUAGGGAAAAGCCCUAUCAUUAGCACCUGCGUUGCAUUGAACCACUUGUUUCUGGUCCUAAUUUGGGCUGGCCUUGUACACAUUGUUGGAAUCAAUACAUCUACAAUAGUCGCUGCAAGCAAAAGAGAAGGUCGAAUUAGUGGGCUCCCUAUGGUACUGGUUGUACAGGCCAUUUGGUCAACUUACCUUGUGGCAUCACUCAUAACUCCCGACUCAUAUUUUGAUCCCGAUCAACCCACCAUGACUCUUUUACCCAUCACAUUUGCUCUUAUCUUCGCUAAGAUAACAUUUAGGUACUAUGAAUUCCGAAAGGCCCAGCACUCUUUUGCGUUUGGGUGCAACCCUCCUCUUAUUGUCGGGCAUAUGAAGCAACUGCUGGGAAGCAAGUAUCAACAUGGUGGUAUGCCUGACGAACCACGGGCUGAGCAUUGCUGUCCUCCAGCACUUAUAGUAAUGGGAGAGGACAGAGAUAAAGUAGAAAAGGGGGCUCAUGGUUUCUUCUUCAAACGGAUGCUGUGCAGUUCUGGUUUGGUGACUAUUGACAAAGUCUGGUUAUUAGACGACACAAUCCUGACGUCGCCAACAACUUGGCGGCUCAAAGAAGUAUGCCUUUCAUUCACAUUAUUCAAGUUGUUGAGGUGUCGAUUUGCAGGCUACACAGUUGCUGAGGCAGGCUUUCAGCAAAUCCGUGGCUUCUUCUUGCAUGUGUUGCUUAGUGACAAGGACCAUGAAAGGGUGCAUCGUGUGAUAAGAGAUGAGCUUUCUUUUCUGCAUGAUUAUUACUAUUCUUCCACCCCAACCCACUACUCAACUUUGUGGCUGCCCAUAGUAAACAUUUGUAUUUCACUCUUGACUCUAACCUGCUGCUUGUUGCUACCUGGAAUGGGCGUGGGUUACUUCAUUUUAGAAAAACAUUCCACCAGAAUUGAUCUCACUCAUCAGGUUAUCUGUCGACUAUUUUGCUAUGAUGAGAAUAGUCACGAAUUGACUCUCAUCAGGUCGGCAUAUAUUGGAAAUUUAGUGUAUGAUGUGGUUCCAGUAGCGAUACUCCUUGUAUUAGUUGUGCUUGCUGAGGCAAGGGAGAUUGCUUCCUACAUCUGCUCUAACUGGACCAAAGUAGCCCUCUUCUGUCGCUUUGUAGUGAAUAACCAUGAUGAAUGGCAGCGGUCUCCUCGCAUGCAAAGAUGGAUUGGGCGUGUUCUGCGAUGCAAGUCCAAAAAGCUGAUGACCCAAUGGGAUGACAAAAUGUGCCAAUGCUCAGUGCUAGUGAUGCAUCCAAGAAGAAUCGAUCCAGUAGUUUCCCUUGUCAUGCGUCUCCUCCGCUUGCCCGACAGAAAGAAGAAUGUCAAGGUUCCAGGGGUGCUCAAGGCUAGGAUUUUCAAUGCACUCGCAAGUAACAAUGGGCUUCUGACUGAUCCCAAGACAUUCCUCUGCCGGAUCCUAGAAGAAGAUGAUGGCAUUGGCAGCAGCAGCAACGACUUCCUCUGGGCUUGUGAGAGCGAAGGUAUCUCCGACCUCCUGCUCACAUGGCACAUCGCGACAAGCAUCCUUGAGAUGGGGCAGCAAGGGCAGCAACAACUACCUCGUCUUUCUGAUGACGACAAGAUUGUUGCCACACACUUGUCACAGUACUGUGCCUACUUGGUGGCCUACGUGCCGGAGCUGCUGCUUCCCGACGACGAUGAAUGGUGCAAGGGCUUGUACAAGGCCGUGAAGAAGGACUGCACAAGUGUGCUUGGUGCCCGGGUAGCAUCAACGCCGACGGCAGAGGCUACUAGUACUGCUACUGGGUACACAAAGCUGCUGUCGUUGCUGCAGGAGCCGGAGCCGAAGCUUCAUGCGGUGCUGAUGAACGGCGUGAAGCUUGGCAAGCAGCUGGUGCAGCUGCAACAAGGGGAGGCAGCGGCAUGGAGGUUCCUCGCAGGAUUUUGGUCAGGGAUGAUCCUGUACAUUGCUCCAUCGGACAACCUCAGGGGCCACGCGGAGGCGAUUGCCCGCAGCGGCGAGCUCAUAACGAUGGUCUGGGCAUUGCUGAUGAACGUGGGGAUUGCCAGCAGGCCCAGCACCGCAGAGGGUUCGUCGGCUACUGGUGAUUGUGUUUAAUUUGAUUGCUACCUCUCUAUAUAUGUAUUCGAUUCGAUCGUCAAGUUGUUGCUUUAUUUGGAUAUAUACUCAUGCAUGUUUAGACUGCCAGCUAGUGUUGCGAUUGCUCACUAAUUGUAUUGUUACCUUUAAUUUAUUUGGCUUGUGUUGCUGUU
This is a messenger RNA of Panicum virgatum (switchgrass), 2657 nucleotides long. RefSeq lists its product as uncharacterized. The record is from RefSeq and is a predicted model, not a curated record. Bases 145 to 2502 code for a protein of 785 amino acids. NCBI's taxonomy places the organism in Eukaryota, Viridiplantae, Streptophyta, Magnoliopsida, Poales, Poaceae. The transcript is spliced from 3 exons.